Messenger RNA from Stegodyphus dumicola, 1560 nucleotides. RefSeq lists its product as uncharacterized. NCBI's taxonomy places the organism in Eukaryota, Metazoa, Arthropoda, Arachnida, Araneae, Eresidae. The record is from RefSeq and is a predicted model, not a curated record.
AUGAUUGAAAUUAAGAAAUAUAAAAUUUUUCUGUCUGAUUUGAAUGAUAAAGUAGAUCUGUUGUAUCAAUUAUCUCCUGACGAGGUUCAUGGACUCGUAGGGGCUGAUGUUGUAGGUAAACUGUGUACCGGAAACAUAAAACAGUUAUACUCAUGUCUAGUCUUGAUGGAAACGCGGCUUGGAUGGACACUAAUGGGUAAGACUGAUACGAUCGAAACUUCAGACAGCACGAAUAGCGUUAUGUCGCUACAUGUAAACGAUGCAAAAAUUUCAGACUUAUGGCGACUUGAUGCACUUGGAAUUUUGGACCCUGGAGAGAAUGGAAGUCGACAAGAGCUUGAGAUGGCAGCUGAAGAACAUUUUAACAGAAGUGUAAAAUUAGAUGUCGACGGAAGGUACGUUGUAAGUCUCCCGUGGAUACAAGGCCAUCCUCCUUUGCCCACUUGCAAAAAUGUGGCAGAACGAAGGCUAAAGGGCUGCGUUGAAUCACUAAAGAGGAAUGGAAACUUAGAAGCAUACGAAGAAUUGUUUAGAGAGUGGCUUCAAGAGGGCGUAAUUGAAGAAGUUAAGGAUUCCUGUAAAGAAGAAAGUGAACACUUCUUACCUCACAGGGCUGUAGUGAAAGAAAAUUCCACUAAAAGAGUCAGACCGGUUUUUGAUGGAUCGGCCAGAGAAAAGAACUCACCUUCUAUCAACGACUGCAUGGAAAAGGGUCCCAACACCGUCGAGCUCAUUCCCGCCGUCAUGAAUCGAUUUAGAUUAAAGAAAAUAGGCGUUGUUGCGAACAUUCGUAGAGCCUUCCUACAAAUUGGACUGAGUGAAAGUGAUCGACCAUAUCUAAAGUUUUUAUGGUGGGAGGGUGCUACCAAGCUGUUGGAAUCCUUUUACGUGGAUAACUGUGUUACCAGUGUGAAAAAUCCCGAAGAACUUAAGAAAUUUAUUGAGGAAUCCAAGCUGGUUCUUAGCACUGCCAAAUUCGAACUUCGAGAGUGGGAGAAUAGUUAUAAUAAUCAAGACUGUGAAGACCCUUUGCUUAAAAAUGAAAAGAAUAUUCCAGUUCUAGGGCUUCAGUGGAAUUUAAAGAAUGACUUUUUGACAGUAGAUUUACGAGAAAAUAUUGAAGACGGUACGGCUGUGACAAAGAGAAAAAUUCUGUCAACCGUACAUAAAAUCUUUGAUCCUACCACCAUUGCAAAAAAGUUCGAGAAGUGGAGACGGGAACUUUCUAAGCUGAAAGAAAUAGAAUUUCCUCGAUGUCUUAUUCCCAAUUGUGAAGUACCAAAAAGUCUAACAUUACAUUGGGGUGGGUGGUGGGAACGUCUGAUAGGUAUAAUCAAAGGAAUUCUACGAAAGGUUCUAGGUAGAAUCUCACUUAAUUUAGAAGAAAUGAACACCGUUAUUUGUGACAUUGAAGGUGUGAUUAAUCAGAGACAUUUAACCUAUAUUUCGGCAGAUGUUGAUGAUUUAACUCCUCUUAAACCACUUACCUCUAUGUCUUUGCAUGAUCUUAAAGAAACAGGAAUUCCAGAUAGCCCUGAGUGUGCUUUGGAUUCGUCGUAA